AUGUGCAUGAACGGCGGUUCGUCCCCCUCCCCCUCCUCCUCCUCCUCCAUCUCCUUCUUCUUCUUCUUCUUCUUCUUCUUCUUCUUCUUCUUCUCCUCCUCUUCUCUCUCCUCCUCUUCCCUCCACCACCGCUACGGUCACCCCCUUAACCGUGAACUACUUGAUCUGCAGCAAAAGAUGCUAGGCCUCACACAACUGUAA
Spirometra erinaceieuropaei is the source of this 201-nucleotide messenger RNA. The record is from the annotation of a GenBank genome assembly. NCBI's taxonomy places the organism in Eukaryota, Metazoa, Platyhelminthes, Cestoda, Diphyllobothriidea, Diphyllobothriidae.